CACACUGGGUCGUUGACAGACGUUCCUCAUUGACUGCGACAGCACGGAUUGCCAGUGGCUGUGACUCGAAUGAACGGUGAAACAGUAACCAAACAACGACAACAACAAAAAACAUAUUAAAGGGAGUUCUUUGAUUAUACUUCCUUUUAGCCAGAAUGGACUCACGCACCCGAGUGAGAGGCCUGUAUUGUAAUAUGAAGCAUCUGAGGCAUAAGACUGUUGCUGGACUCUGGAUUUAUAGCACAGUCUUUGCAAGACAUGUGUGUCCAUGCAUUUCUCCAAUCGCACAGGACAAAGACAAAACUUCCUCUGAUUUGGCCGAGGAGUUAGUGGAAUUAGAUUCACUUCAGAGGAACAGAAGCGUUUCCAUUCAAUAAGUUUCUCAAUCCACAAAAAGCUCGCCAAAUUGUGGCGAAACUUAAAGGAAAGCUGGAAGAAUCGGUCCCGAGAGCGGCCCUGCCGAUCAGACUCUCCGUGCAGUUGCAGCGAGCGAAGCUUUAACGCUUUAUUUAUAGGCUGACUUUUCUUUUCAAUGAAUCAGUCGCCUUUACCCCCACCCCCCCCAAAAAAAUAAAAUAAACAAAUCUGCCGCUUCGCCCAUUUUGUUUGCGUUUGGAGACUGUGGUUUUAUUUUCCUUUCCAUUCCCUUGUUUACUCAGGCAGUGGCGGUAUCGUUCCGCUAGUCUGUGGAGGGAAGCGCCUCCUCGCUUGCUCUCUCUCACACACACACACACACAAUGUGAUGUGAGGAGAGGAGAGGAGAGCGGGCUCGGUGCUUGGAGGCUGCAGACAGCGGCGGCGGCAGCAGCAGUAGCCCGGAGAGAGCAGACACUGUGCCGAGUGCCGCCAGCCCUGCACACCCCACCUCUGGAUGGCCGUGGACGGCAUCGCCUGCCCGAUCCCCGCAGCUACCCGGCGCUUCUCGCCAAGUUUCGGCGGCGUCUGUUCUUCCUGAAGACUUUUGUGCGUGUGUGUGUGUGUGUGUUGUUGUGUCUUUCUUUCUCUCUCACCCCCUCCCCUCUCUCCCUCUCUCUCUCCCUUCACGUUUUCCCCCCCUUCUCGAGUAGUUUUUUUUCAUUCCUCCUUCACUCUCUCUCUCCGUUGUGCGGUCGAAGAGGGAGAUCCGGACAAUCUGUGUCUGUCUGUCUGCUUGUGGGAGAGAAAGUAUCCGUGGGAGCGAGCAUUGAAGGGGCCGGUCUCGCCAUUUGCGAGCGACUGGAGGAAUAUUACCGUAACACAGUGGAAAAUGGGUUUCGGUCGUCUUGAAGGAAGUACAUUGAAGGGUCCGAAACGUGUUUGUUGAGAUUUUGAUUGGAUUCAAACAAGAACCAAUACUUUUUUAUUGUACGAGCCUUGCGAUUUAUUUCUCCGAGGUUUCAACACAACGACAAACAAAGCAUAAGAAAGGCAAGAAACUUGGCAACACAGUGUGUCCGGAGGUUAGGAUGGGGGAUUACAACAUGCCCCCAAACCCGAAGCACAGCGCGAUCGUGGAGAGGUUGAGGCAGAGGAUCGAGCUGUGUCGCCGGCACCAUGCAGUCUGCCAGGUUCGCUACGAGCAGACCCAGCCGCAGCGCAUCGAGCAGGAGCGAAGGAACAAACUCGCUCUGCACCAGAAGUACCUGGACACACGCAGCAAGAAGACCCCGAAAGCUAAGCAGCAUCAGCAGCAGCAGCAGCAACAACACGACAGCAGCCGGGCCCCCAAAAACUGUGAUAGCGACCAGCCUGCAGGACCUAACGCAUCCAGCGAGCACAGGAACCUCACUCUGAUCGCUUUACAGGGCUCCAUAAAGAGAAAGCUGGAAGGAAAUGCUUCGCCCGUCAGUAACGACAGACCCAAUGGCAUUUCUGAUGGGACUUUCCAAAUGGAUAUUAAGAGAAUAAGAGUGGAUGAAGGUGGUCUUGCAAUUGGCCAAAGUGGGCACCAGCUCAGUAACGGACAAAGCCAAACCCUGCAGGGUUCUGUCACAAUGGGACCUGGAACUCCAGGAAAAGAUGGGAGCUUGAUUGGGACCGCCCAAGCCAAUGGUGGUGAUGCCAGUUCUGGUUUCAGCUUGCCACUCAAUAAGGAGAUGAAACAGGAGCCGACAGAGAGUGUUUCAUGCAGUGAGCAUUUAAAUAACCAAAUCUCUAACAACAAUAUACUGUUUGAUUCCAAAGAUGAUCUAGGAAUGCAGCUGCUGGAUCCGGAUUUGCAAGAUUUAUUUGAUGAAUUGACAAACAUGUCAGGCGUUCCUCCAUUGAGUGAUAUAGAACUGGAGACUAUGUUAAAUCCCAGCAUUCGAAAUGAAGAAUCAUUCAACAUAGACAUUGGUCAGCAAAACCAGAGCAGUACACCAAAGCCGCAUUCACAAUUGGAGAAUCCAACCAUAAAAACGGAAUACUCGCCUGGUUUUCCCCAGGCAUCGGUAGGGUCACCCCAAAUGCGGCCUCCUUCCACAGGACCCCCCUAUUCCAUGGCAAACACAGCCAUGUCUGUUCCUUCACCCAUCUCCUCUGCAGCUCAAUCUCAAAACCAACCCCAGCAAUCCUUACCAUCUGCACCAAACAGAGGCCUGUCCAAUUGGCACGACCUGUCUCAUGCACAGCAGCUGAAGAAGAUUGCAGAUAAUCGGCAGCAGCACGCCAUGCUGCAGCACCAACAGCAAAAUCAGGCAGCUAGCUGGCCACCUGCUCCACAGUCGGGCCCUUCAUCGGGAACGUUUGGCCAGGAGAAAAUACCCAGUCCCUCCCUCCACCAGCAGCCCUUUAGCUCCCCAAAUUCACUGCUCUCUGGGGUAUCCACCAACAACAGCCAGUCAAAAAACAUGAAUAACUGCCUCUACAAGACUCCAACUGCAGCACAAACCGGCCACCUGGACAUGAUAAUUCACCAGCAGCAACAGCAGGCACACAAUAUAAGUCGCAGCUUGAUGAACGCCAAUUCUGCAUCCCCAGACCAAUUGUCAUACAGUAACACCAAGCCCUUGUCUCAUUUUGAUCCAGAGCCAGGUCAGAUCUCUUCAAUCCUGGGUGCUCAGACCAAGCCUCCAGUCUUGCAUUAUACUCAGCCGCAGCAGCAGCAGCAGCAGCCUACUGCAGCAGUACAGCAGCAGCCUGCUCCACCAUCAGGUCACCUCCAAAGUCAAACAAUCCAACGAGCGCAGAUACCAAUUGCAUUGCAACAGAAGAUGCUUCUGCAGAAGAUGCAACAAAGCCAACAGCCUUCAGCAAUGCAGUAUCCUGUGUCUCAACAUCGGCAGGAUCAGAAUUCUGUGGUGGGCCCACGCCAAGGCCCGAGCCAAACUCCGAAUACCUGCCCAAACCCAAAUGCUGGCAACAGCUACAUUAAUAAUGCUCACCAGGCUGUGCUAAAGCAGCAACUGAUGGAGAAGAAGCAGGCCAUGCAGAGGCAGAUGAUGGAGCAUCAGAAACUGCUCUUUCGACAACAAAUCCUGCAAGACACGGAGAAAAUGAACACGCAAGAACAACUUAACAGGCACUUGACAAGGCCGCCUCCAGAUUACAAAGAGCAGAGACGAAGUCUUGUUGUAAUUCCACAGCCAAGCCAAUAUCCAGGUGCUGCAUCAGCUAUGGGAUUGAAUACGUCUCAGCCAUUACCAAAUGCUGCUCCAAAUCACCGUGUGAUUCCCCCAAACUCUGGCCUUAUACAAGUGAAUUCGCCGAGCAACCAAGGACCAAGGAUGCCUCCUAUAUCUGGAACUCAAAGUGACAGAACCAUAGGAAUGUAUGGGACUGUGCCAGCGUCUCAGCAGGCAGCAUAUACCGUCUCAGCCGGUGUUAAUCAAUUGCAACAUCACACAAGCCAAAGUCAAAUGGGAAUGACCCAGAACAACGUAAUGAUACCAAGGCAGCCAACGCUAGGCCAAGGCACCACCAUGUCAGGGUUUGGCACUGCAUCUCUUGGGAGUUCUGCCAUUUCUCAGCAGCAGAUGAGACCAGUUUUGAACCAUAUAAACACCAGUCUGUCUGCACAGACGCAAAGACUAACAAAUAUGAUGACCAAUUCCAGUUUGGCGCCGCAGAAUUGGACACCCCAGGGAGUGCAGGUGACUCCAAAGCAGGCACAAAUGGGUACUAACGUAAGAUUCUCCAAUAACCCUCCUUUCCCAAAUCAGUCUGUGCAAGCUAAUAUGUCCAGUCAACACUUUGCUCAGCGUGGUCUGGCACCAACCAACCAGAUCGCUCCAGGAGUUCAGAUGCGACCUUUGGCACAAAUGAACCAAGCCAUGAGUGGACAGACAAUAGGCUCAAUCAGUGGGUCGGCUCCAAGAGCUAAUCAGCCAAGACCUCAACCACAACCUAUGGCUGCAAUGAGCCAGUCAGCAGCAAGCAUGGCUGUAAUAAGCCAGGCACCUUCAGUGCAAACAAUGCCUUCAGCCAAUUUCCCUUCUACCAACCUGCCCCCUCGAAAUUACCAGGGAACAAAUCAUAACAGUGACUUGGCAUUUGACUUUCUCAGCCAACAAGGAGACAGUGCACUGUCGGGACUCAGCAGUGACUCUGAUUUCCUUGACUCAUUGAUAAAAAGUAGCACCGAUGACUGGAUGAAGGACUUAAACCUCGAUGAAAUUUUGGGGCAGCAUUCGUGAAAAAGCCAGAGGAUUGUAAAUGUUAUCCAUCUGUCGGAGAAGUACCGAUGGACAAGGAGCCUCACAAUAAAUCGCAGGUGUGCACUAUUGUGCCCGAUUAGAUAUAGGUUACCCAAUGGAUAAAACCUACCAUUAUAUCCUCUCCACCACAUGUACAUUAUGGACUCAAAAUGCAUAGAUUUUAUCUAGUGCUUAGUAAAAAGAAGUUUUGUAUAAUAUGUUUUUUACUGAAAAUCAUAUUCUCUGUAAGAAGAUUAUAUUUAUACUUUUUUUUCUGAAAAAGUUCUGUGAAUCAUUGUAGUGCAACCUUUUUACUUACUAAAAUUAAAUUGUACAUGUUUGUAUUCUGUCAUAGUUUUAAAUUGACUUACAUGUUAGAUCAGCAGUCUACUUAUUACCAGUUUCAAAUACAUACAGUAGUUUGCUUUUAAAGUGUUUUACAGUAUAAUUAUUGUUUUAUAAAUUACCUGUUCUACUUUCAUUGAUUUUGUUACAGUCCCAACAAAGUACUUUAUCUUCCCUUGCAUUACAUUUACCCAACGUGACCUUCUGUGGCUAGCCUUCUAAAACUAUUCAUUUUAUAGAUAAACAGCAAUAUCAUUCAGCCACUUCAGCGUCUUUUUAAGUACACCCAUGAAUUCAGUGUUACUGUGUGUUUCCACUUUAUCAUGACGAAGGAAUGUGUAUUGUCAACUCAGUAUUUAUCGGCCAGAACUAUGUUAAAGUGUUCAUAGACUUGGAGCGUAACAUUUACCAAUGUAACAGUAAGCUUGUAAACCUCUGUGAACAAAUCUAGAGGGAAUGCCUGAUACACAUUGUUUGUGCAUCCUCAGUUUUUAGUGUGGCUUCACAAUGGGGAAACCCAUCUGGGAAACGGGCGUUCCUCAAGAACCAACUACUAUUGCUCAUUUGUAGACUGCCUCCCAAUUUCAAAGCUCAUUGCAGAAGGAAGGCACAUUGAAAAACCAAUGUAGGAAAAUGGUUAUCCGUUGCUCAUAUAGUUUUGUGGAUCUACGCCUUAUUUUUCAACAUUAACUCCUGAUAAAAUAUCGGUAAUGGUACUGGUGCACAUUCAUCCUAUACAAAUACAUUUCAAACCAACUUGGUUAUUUUCAGGGACAUUAAAAUUAUUUGGUAAGAGAACCUUCUAUUUACAACUAAUAACUUAGCAUUCAGAAAUAAUUACAUAUGCAAGGAAAAGCAAUGCAACCACACCAGAUUACAAUAUCCUUCAUUUUAAGAAGUCUAGUGACCUGAUCUUUUAUUGCAGAAGUCAACCAGAAAUUAAGUUAGGUUUGGCAACAUUAACAAAGCAUUGAUCAUUUUUCGUGCCCAAAGGAUGCAGAAACAUGCAGAAUUCAAUCAUUUUGACAUCUGGGCUACAUUAUUAUAUCUCACAAGGUUUAUCUCAUUCAAGACAUUGGCGCUGUACAGGGGCAGAUUGAACAGGUACAGCAUGGAAUCCCAUGUCAUUCUCUGCUAGAAUCAAACAAUGAUGGUAAUACAUUUCAGGAUUGUUGCACGUGUUAAGAAACUGCUUGUCCAAUCUAUGUAUGUUUAAUAUUUUUGAUAGCGUUAUACAAGGAUCAGAAACAAUGCAUUGUCAUUUUCAUUCUGUAUUUUUCAGUACCAGGAUUUGGAGCGAAUAGCAUUUUUUUAAAAACAUACACUCCGUGCAUCUCAAGAUAAACUAGUUGAGGACUGAGCAUUUCAUUUUGGGAGCAGUAUAAAAAUAAAUAGUAUCAUCUAAUCAUUCAAUGUUAUUGGGCCAUUUUGUAUCUGUGUGUCAAAUGUGAGUUUUUGUUUUGAUUUUUGAGUUAAUAUUAAACCCUGGCAAUCAGUAAAGGGGCUGUCCCACUUGGGCGACCUAAUCCGCGAGUUCUGGCGAGUUUGCCCUCGACUCAAACUUGCAGCAGGGUCGACACGAGGUCAUAGGAUGUCUUUGUAACUCUCCGUCAUGCUUGAGAGUAGUCCCCAUGUACUCGAGGCCUCAGCUAGGUCGCGGCGUAUUUUUCAACAUGGUAAAAAUUGCCCGCAAGUUAAAAAAGGGCACUAUGGAAAAAAAUCGAUUUUUUACUCGUAGGUUUAGUCCUAGUAGGUCGGCAUGUUAGUCGUAGGUAAUCAAGGAUAGUCGAAGGUAAUCGAAGGUAGUCGUAGAUAGUCUUCAUCAUAGUCGAAGGGAGGUCGAAGGAGAUCGAAGAAGGUUGUCUUCACUCCACUAUUUGGUGUCCAAUUUUUCCGAAAUUAGUCGUAGCAAGUCGAAGCUAGUCUUCUACAUAGUCGAAGGAGGUGUUCCAUAAGACAUUUUUUCAAACUCUCCUAAACUCUUCUAAACUCGCCAAUUAGGUUGUUCAAGUGGGACAGCCCCUUAAGUCUUUCUUCGUGUUCAGCUGAGUGAUUAAUGAUGGGAUUUUUAUUUCACGCCACAAAGUUGACUUGCAAACUGAAACAAUCAAUGAAAAUGACAGAACCAAGUCCUUUAGAUAUGCAGACCAUGAAAAAUGGUACUUUUGUAUAAUAGAUUUUGUAAAAGUUCUAUUGAAACAAUAUUAUUAUACUGCAUUUUGUAUUUUAUUGUAAUACAGUAUCUUUCUUGAAGUAUUUCCAAAUACACUACUGCAGAUGCAACAAUUUGUCAAAAAAAUGCUGUGAUUUAUUUGUUGUUGUAAUUAAACAACAAACUUUCUGAUUACAGAUAACAUCACACAUUCAAUGAGUCUAAAAUCUUCCAACGGUACUGCAACUAAAUUGUUUCAACAGUAUUGUUCAGAAAAAAAUCAAAACCCCAGGGAUGUUCCUGUGUCAGUUUGUGAACUUCACUCAACAAAAUAUCAAGACUGGGGCAACUUGGAUUCCAGGGCUCAUGCCAGAGAACAUAAUUAAGUCACAGGUUUCUCUUUGGUCAACAUGAACUAAAGGUAUAAGUUAUAAACUCAAGACCAGAUAUAAUUGUUUCCCAUAUUAGCAAAGUGACUAACAUUGUGAGUAUAAUUCUGCAGUCCCACUGAAGUGCCUCACAAUAAUGAGGGUUUUUUUUACACUCCUCAAUUUAUUCAAUCUUAUCUGUGACCUGGUACAUUUCAAUUCCACAACUGGAAACCUCCGUCUGCCUUGGUCCAUAUUUUCAAAACUGAACAUCUUAUGCACCAUAUAUUGCAAUGGCAUAACAAGUUUUUCAGUCUUUCAUUUGAAUUUCUAUAUAACAAAAGUAUUCCAUGUGCAUCUCGACUGUAGUUUCUCUCUGAAGACCCAAAGGACACUCUAGCGCUAAAUCCUAAUGAUGUACUGAAUCCUAUGUUUACAUAAUCUCAGCAUUAAUGUAUUGUAAAGAUGUUCAUGUUCAUUCCUUGCAUUGCAUUUAGUUGUAGCUUACUGCUUUAAUAAUCCAAAGUACAGGUUUUAAUGUAUUGUGAGUCUAUAUCCACAAAUCCCUCUCUGCUGACAGUGAAGUAAAUAUCUUUCAGAAUAUGAUUACUGGGGAUUUUUUAAACCCAACAUCUAACAUCGCACUCAUUUCAUUCUAAGCCUGUUUUUACCACUGCCACCUCCACCCUAAACUUUACCAAAGUUCCUUUCCAAGUUCCUUUUUGUGUUGAAUUUCUUAAGAAUUAAAUACCUGUACAAUUUAAUACAUUUAAACACUACUCCUGAUAAGAACAUGAAAAGUAGAGCAUGAACAAACCACUCAGCCCAUUAUUCAAAAAUAUUAUUUUACCCCCAAGGCACUUUCCUGUAGCCAUCCUGUUUUCCCCAAUUCCCAAGAUAUCCAACAAUAAUUGAUCUCUCCUUUUUGAAUAUGUCCAACUACUGAGCCAAUUCUCUUGGCUGGAGAAUUCCAAGAUUGCACUACCCUCAGAAUAAAGAAAUGUGUCAUUCUUGAAAGGAUGACCCGUUAUUUUGUAAAGGUUCGAUUGAAACAAUAUUAUUGAAUACCAGCUCAUUUUGUUUAACCUUCUUUCAUCGGACACUACCACUAUUGCAGGAAGCUAUCUAGCAUAGAAACAUAGAAAAUAGGUGCAGGAGUAGUCCAUUUGGACCUUCGAGCCAGUACCGCCAUUUAAUAUGAUCAUGGCUGAUCAUCCAAAAUCAGUACCCCAUUAUCCCUCUAUUCCGUUAGCCUUAAGAGCUAUAUCUAACUCUCUUGAAUACAUCCAGUGAAUUUUCCUCCACUGCAUUCUGGGGCAGAGAAUUCCACUGAUUCACAACUCUGAUUUUUUUUUUCCUCAUCUCAGUCCUAAAUGGCCUACCCCUUUUCUUAAACUGACCCCUGAGUCUCUACACCCCCAACAUCGGGAACAUUUUUCCUGCAUCUCGACUGUCCAAUCCCUUAAGAAUUUUAUUUGUUUCUAUAAGAUCCCCUCACUUCCUUCUAAAUUCCAGUGAAUAUAAACCCAGUCGAUCCAUUCUUAGCAAACCUUGUUUAAACUACCUGUAUCAGAAGUAUCAUCUACCUGAGUAGGAAGACCAGACCUGUUCACAAUAUUCCAGGUACAGUUUCAGCAGGGCUCCAUAUAAUUGCAGUAAGAUGUCUUUACUCUUGUCGCAGAAUGGGGAAAAACAUAGAAACAUAGAAAAUAGGUGCAGGAGUAGGCCAUUCGGCCCUUCGAGCCUGCACCGCCAUUCAAUAUGAUCAUGGCUGAUCAACCAACUCGGUAUCCUGUACCUGCCUUCUCGCCAUACCCCCUGAUCCCUUUAGCCACAAGGCCCACAUCUAACUCCCUCUUAAAUAUAGCCAAUGAGCUGGCCUCAACUACCUUCUGCGGGAGAGAAUUCCAGAGAUUCACCACUCUCUGUGUGAAAAAUGUUUUCCUCAUCUCGGUCCUAAAAGAUUUCCCCCUUAUCCUUAAACUGUGACCCCUUAUUCUGGACUUCCCCAACAUCGGGAACAAUCUUCCUGCAUCUAGCCUGUCCAACCCCUUAAGAAUUUUGUAAGUUUCUAUAAGAUCCCCCCUCAAUCUUCUAAAUUCUAGCGAGUACAAACCCAGUCUAUCCAGUCUUUCUUUAUAUGAAAGUCCUGACAUCCCAGGAAUCAGUCUGGUGAACCUUCUCUGUACUCCCUCUAUGGCAAGAAUGUCUUUCCUCAGAUUUGGAGACCAAAACUGUACGCAAUACUCCAAGUGUGGUCUCACCAAGACCCUGUACAACUGCAGUAGAACCUCCCUGCUCCUAUACUCAAAUCCUUUUGCUAUGAAUGCUAACAUACCAUUCGCCUUCUUCACUGCCUGCUGCACCUGCAUGCCUACUUUUAAUGACUGGUGUACCAUGACACCCAGGUCUCGUUGCGUCUGCCCCUUUCCUAAUCGGCCACCAUUCAGAUAAUAAUCUACUUUCCUGUUUUUGCCACCAAAGUGGAUACCUCACAUUUAUCCACAUUAUACUGCCAUGCAUUUGCCCACUCACCCAGCCUAUCCAAGUCACCUUGCAACCUCCUAGCAUCCUCCUCACAGCUAACACUGCCCCCCAGCUUCGUGUCAUCCGCAAACUUGGAGAUGUUGCAUUCAAUUCCCUCGUCCAAAUCAUUAAUAUAUAUCGUAAAUAGCUGGGGUCCCAGAACUGAGCCUUGCGGUACCCCACUAGUCACUGCCUGCCAUUGUGAAAAGGACCUGUUUACUCCUACUCUUUGCUUCCUGUCUGCCAGCCAGUUCUCUAUCCACAUCAAUACUGAACCCCCAAUACCGUGUGCUUUAAGUUUGUAUACCAAUCUCUUAUGUGGGACCUUGUCGAAAGCCUUCUGAAAGUCCAGAUAUAACACAUCCACUGGCUCGCCCUUAUCCACUCUACUAGUUACAUCCUCGAAAAAUUCUAUAAGAUUCGUCAGACAUGAUUUACCCUUCAUAAAUCCAUGCUGACUUUGUCCAAUUAUUUCACUACUUUCCAAAUGUGCUGCUAUCCCAUCUUUAAUAACUGAUUCUAGCAAUUUCCCCACUACAGACGUUAGACUAACUGGUCUGUAAUUCCCCAUUUUCUCUCCCCUCCAUUUUUAAAAAGUGGUGUUACAUUAGCUACCCUCCAAUCCUCAGGAACUACUCCUGAAUCUAAAGAGUUUUGAAAAAUUAUCACUAAUGCAUCCACUAUUUCUGGGGCUACUUCCUUAAGUACUCUGGGAUGCAGCCUAUCUGGCCCUGGGGAUUUAUCGGCCUUUAAUCCAUUCAAUUUACCUAACACCACUUCCCGGCUAACCUGGAUUUCACUCAGUUCCUCCAUCUCAUUUGACCCCCGGUCCCCUGCUAUUUCCGGCAGAUUAUUUAUGUCUUCCUUAGUGAAGACAGAACCAAAGUAGUUAUUCAAUUGGUCUGCCAUGUCCUUGUUCCCCAUGAUCAAUUCACCCGUUUGUGACUGCAAGGGACCUACAUUUGUUUUAACUAAUCUUUUUCUCUUCACAUAUCUAUAAAAGCUUUUGCAGUCAGUUUUUAUGUUCCCUGCCAGUUUUCUUUCAUAAUCUAUUUUCCCUUUCCUAAGUAAGCCCUUUGUCCUCCUCUGCUAGUCUCUGAAUUUCUCCCAGUCCUCUGGUAGGCUGCUUUUUCUAGCUAAUUUGUACGCUUCAUCUUUUGUUUUGAUACUAUCCCUGAUUUCCCUUGUUAUCCACGGAUGCACUACCUUCCCUGAUUUAUUUUUUUGCCAAACUGGGAUGAACAAUUGUUGUAGUUCAUCCAUGCAGUCUUUAAAUGCCUUCCAUUGCAUAUCCACCGUCAACCCAUUAAGAAUCAAUCGCCAGUCUAUCAUGGCCAAUUCAUGUCUCAUACCCUCAAAGUUACCUUUCUUUAAGUUCAGGACCCUUGUUUCUGAAUUAACUAUGUCACUCUCCAUCCUAAUGAAGAACUCAACCAUAUUAUGGCACUCUUGUCCAAGGGGCUGCGCACAACAAGAUUGCUAACUAACCCUCAUUACUCAAUACCCAGUCUAGAAUAGCCUGCUCUCUCGUUGGUUCCUCUACAUGUUGGUUUAGAAAACUAUCCCGCAUACAUUCCAAGAAAUCCUCUUCCUCAGCACCCUUGCCAAUUUGAUUCACCCAAUCUAUAUAUAGAUUGAAGUCACCCAUUAUAACUGUUUUACCUUUGUUGCACGCAUUUCUAAUUUCCUGUUUGAUGCCAUCCCCAACUCCCCUACUACUGUUAGGUAGCCUGUACACAACUCCCACUAGCGUUUUCUGCCCCUCAGUGUUUCCUAAAAAGGUAGUCACUGUCCUCCUGAGGCAUAAGGCGAAUCGUGAGGAGAAUAGAUAGGGUUUUUUUUUCCCAGGGAAGGAGAAUUGAUAACUCAAGGACAUAGUUUUAAGGUGAGCAGGGAAAUAUUUAAAAGGAACUUGACGGACACCUUUUACACACCGAGCAUGGUGGAUAUAUGGAAUUAGUUGUCAGAGGAAGUAGUUGAGGUAGGUACAAUAACAACAUUUUAAAGACAUUUUUGGACAGUUACUUGGAUAAGUAAGAAUUGGAGGGAUAUAGGCCAAACGCGGGUAUGUGGGACCUGCAUGGUUGGCACAGCUGAAGGGUCUGUUUCUGUGCUGUAUGAUUCUAUAACUCCAUCAGUCCCAACACAACACGUCCAUUGCUUCCUCGUUAUCUACUCUGCUUUUUACAACCUCUUAAAAACUUAAACAGGUUUGUCAAACAUGAUUUCUCUCUCAUAAUUCCACAUGGACAGCCCAUUUUAACUUUCUAAAUGCCAUUGUACUAACAUUUUCCAGUGGUUGCCCUGCUAUAGACAUUAAGCUAAUUGGUAUGUUGUUUCCCAUAUUCUUUCUGACUAAUUUCUGAAAUUCCUAAAUAUUUCACAAGCCCAGGUUUCCCAAAACUCCUGGCUCACUACAUACACUGCAUUUCCCACAAGAAUCAUGAGUUUCAACUUUCAAAGUAUCACUUUCAAAAUCUAUUCUGGCUACCUCUGACAAUUCUCUUUCCAUAUACACGGUUCUUCCAAUCAUAAUUAAGGAGGCCAAGGUAGCUGACCAAUAAGUACCUAAAUUAAAGUCACCCUCUUUAAAGAUCAGCCUGAUGGGUCUUGAUACAAUUUGUCACAUCCAUGUUUUCCAAUGAUGCCGUAGAAUCAACCACUGAGUUACUCCAGCACUUUGUGUGUUGUAUUGUAAACCAGCAUUUGAAGUUCUUUUCAUCUACAUCGCUAUCUCUAUUUUUUCAUCUAGUUUUUUUGCUCCUAGUUUUACAUAUCAUGCUGAAAGCUUCUUAAUUUCUAAUUCUUUUAUUCUAAUUUUUGCAGACAUUUAUUCUAAAUUAUAAUUUGUUUGUAACUUCUUUAAGCCCUGUUAAAAAAAAACAUUCAAUUUUUGCUGCACAAUUCUUUGUACUAAUUUAUUUUCCAUCUCAUCUCAUGUACUUGUUACUCUUGCCAUUCUAAAAUACAUCUUCGUCCAAUCUGAUCUUCUUGUUAUUCUGCAUACUAUUUUUCUUUUCUACUUUUCUACCAAAUUUUCUUUAUGUAGUUAUUGCAUCCAUUUUAACUUUCCAAUGUAUUUAAUUUCAUAUGAACAGACCUAGAAUUUAUGCGAGAAUCCUCCAGUGUUCCAGCGUUGGCUGUGGUUUCCAAUUAUAAUGAUGUGUUUCUGUUUCAGUAGUAAUUUGUGUAAUUACCGUUGGUCUCUUUUCCCUCUUUUAAAUUAAAACAAUAAUUAUGAGAACAGAUUAUUGCACAAUGACUUAAGUAUCAAUUAACCAUGUUAUAAGGUAAUGAUUCUGACUGGACAAAGCCAACCUGUAACCAUUGAUAUUAACAGAGCACAAUUACAUUUGCUAAC
Messenger RNA from Leucoraja erinaceus (little skate), 13347 nucleotides. RefSeq names its product mastermind-like protein 2. The record is from RefSeq and is a predicted model, not a curated record. Gene Ontology annotation, cellular component: nucleoplasm; nuclear speck. Gene Ontology annotation, biological process: Notch signaling pathway; positive regulation of transcription of Notch receptor target. The transcript has 5 exons. Lineage: Eukaryota; Metazoa; Chordata; Chondrichthyes; Rajiformes; Rajidae. Gene Ontology annotation, molecular function: transcription coactivator activity. Bases 1446 to 4595 code for a protein of 1049 amino acids.